UUAUUGAAGUAAGUUUCCUUAAUUUCUAAAUUUCCUUCAUCUCUAGCUCCUCUAUUCUCCUAUAUAAGUAGUCAACCAUACCCAAAUGCUAGAACAAUAUUAGAAACCCAAGCUUUCUUUCAUAGAAUUCUAUAAACCUUCGCUUCUCUGCUUUGAAUCUUCAGAAAAAAAAGAAGAUUACUUUGGUUAGUUUGCAGACAAACCCAGAAACAAAUUAGUGUCUAGCCAGCGUCUUCAGAAUAGAAGAAAGCUAUGUCUAGAUCAUCUGUAACUUUGUUGUUUUCUUGCUUUCUCAUCGCUCUCUGUCUCCCCAAUUCCUCUGCUCAAACCUGCAAUUCUUACUCUUUCUCAAGCAACAGAGAGUACAGUUCAUGUGUAGAUCUUUCUGUUCUCAACUCCUUCCUCCACUGGAGUUAUGAUCAGUCAGCCGGAACAGUCGAUAUCGCCUUCCGGCACACCGGAACUGACUCCAACAGAUGGGUUGCGUGGGCUCUAAACCCAACUAGCCAAGCCAUGGCUGGUUCACAGGCACUGGUGGCAUACCAGAACUCUAGUGGUGUAAUCCAUGCCUAUACUUCUCCAAUAACUGGCACCGGCGGCACAACACUUGCUCAAGGGGAUUUGAGUUUCGGGGUUUCUGGGAUUUCUGCUACGCUUGAGAAUGGAGAGAUGACGAUUUUCGCUACGUUGCAGCUCGCCGAUUCAUUGUUGUCUACAAACCAGGUUUGGCAAGAAGGUCCAAUGAGUGGAGGUUCUCCUGCCAUACAUUCCACAACUGGUAGUAAUAUGAUGUCUGUUGGGAGUAUUGAUUUUAGAACUGGACAAACAAGUGCUGGCGGAGGAAGUAUCACCUCCAGACAAAGGAAAAGAAAUAUUCAUGGAGUGCUGAAUGCUGUGAGUUGGGGAACUCUGAUGCCAAUGGGAGCCAUAAUUGCUAGGUACUUGAAGGUUUUCAAGUCAGCAGACCCGGCAUGGUUUUACAUUCAUAUUGCUUGUCAAACUUCUGCCUAUAUUAUUGGUGUUGCUGGUUGGGGAACUGGUAUGAAGCUUGGCAGUGAUUCUGCUGGCACUCAGUAUAAUCCUCACAGGAAUAUUGGCAUAACCCUCUUCUGCCUUGGAACUCUUCAGGUGUUUGCUUUGCUUUUGAGGCCAAAGAAGGAUCACAAAUACAGAGUGUACUGGAACAUCUAUCACCACUGCAUUGGUUAUGCUGUGAUCAUUUUGAGCAUCAUUAACAUAUUUGAAGGAUUCAAGGUCUUGGACGGGCAGAAGAAUUGGAGAACAGCUUAUACAGUUGUCAUCAUAGUUUUGGGCUCCAUUGCUGUUGUGUUGGAAGGUUUUACAUGGUUCAUUGUCCUCAAGAGGAAGAGAGUGAGUUCUGACAAGUACCCACAUGCCACAAAUGGAGCAAAUGGUGUUAAUGGAUAUGGUGCCACAGAAGUUUAGUUCAUGAUUUUUAUAUAUCAUGAAUGUCCACUAUUUUUUUUCUUCUUCCCUUUUUUGGCACUUUUAAUACACCCUGAGUUUUAGGGUUUUCUGGAUGAUGCAUAUGUUAGAAGUUUUUGGUUGUGACCUGUGUGUUGCUCACAAGAGUCAUUCUUACACUUGGAUGGACUCUGAUAUUUGUUGGUACAUAUAGAGAGAUUACAUUAUUACACUUUUCCAUUAGUUCAUAGGUAUGUAUAAAUUCAAUAUAAAUAUAUACCCCAUGCUUCUUCAUUUAGAA
Tripterygium wilfordii is the source of this 1726-nucleotide messenger RNA. Its product is annotated as cytochrome b561 and DOMON domain-containing protein At5g35735-like. The transcript is spliced from 3 exons. The record is from RefSeq and is a predicted model, not a curated record. Lineage: Eukaryota; Viridiplantae; Streptophyta; Magnoliopsida; Celastrales; Celastraceae. Bases 253 to 1446 code for a protein of 397 amino acids.